This is a messenger RNA of Prosopis cineraria, 805 nucleotides long. Its product is annotated as protein PROTON GRADIENT REGULATION 5, chloroplastic. The record is from RefSeq and is a predicted model, not a curated record. NCBI's taxonomy places the organism in Eukaryota, Viridiplantae, Streptophyta, Magnoliopsida, Fabales, Fabaceae. Gene Ontology annotation, molecular function: electron transfer activity. Gene Ontology annotation, cellular component: chloroplast. The coding region runs from base 181 to 555 and encodes 124 amino acids. Gene Ontology annotation, biological process: photosynthetic electron transport in photosystem I; response to high light intensity. The transcript has 2 exons.
CUUCCUAGCUCAGCAUCACACUAGCCUCCAAAGUAUGAACCACUGGCACAAAAAUUUACACCCAAAACUCCCAUAUUUCACAGAAGCUAAUAAAGCCCAGCACCAGAUACCUUUCUAUCUCCACCUCUAGAAUCAACCAACGAGAGAGACGCAGAAGAAGGAAGGGGUUGAGUUUUCGAAAUGGCUUCUGCGAUUCCUGCAAUGCGGUCUUACUUCUAUGGAAGCUGGGAAGCUUCUUCAAUGGCGGGCGAGGAUUACAGCGUGUUGGUCAAAUCGGUGCCUUCCCAAGUUCGAUUUGGGGGUGGCAAGGCAGUGAGGUGCCAGCCCAUGAUGAAGAACGUCAACGAAGGGAAGGGUCUGUUCGCCCCUAUUGUGGUUGUCACUCGCAAUAUCAUUGGCAAGAAGCGAUUCAACCAGCUUAGAGGCAAAGCCAUUGCUUUACACUCUCAGGUAAUUACAGAGUUCUGCAAAUCAAUAGGAGCAGAUGCAAAACAGAGACAAGGACUGAUUAGGCUGGCCAAGAAGAAUGGAGAAAGACUUGGAUUCCUUGCAUGAAGGCUUUAGCAUAUUGUAAUCAUCUUCAUGGGGGUGAAAGUUGAAGUUUGAACUUUAUAAAUUUCACCUUUUUACGUGAGAAUGUAAACUAGGAACUCAUCUCCCACUCAUGCAACCUUCAUUCUUCAAUUAUACUUGUCUUGUACUCUGUUCUUUAUAUACUUGAGAUAAAAUUAGUAAGGCCUUAACCAAUUGUGACACAAUUAAUGGUAUCCACUAAAUUGAGCUGUUUUGACGUUUUCUUUUUACA